Messenger RNA from Hyposmocoma kahamanoa, 848 nucleotides. RefSeq lists its product as uncharacterized. Bases 1 to 453 code for a protein of 150 amino acids. The record is from RefSeq and is a predicted model, not a curated record. Lineage: Eukaryota; Metazoa; Arthropoda; Insecta; Lepidoptera; Cosmopterigidae. The transcript is spliced from 4 exons.
AUGCAUUCAUCUUACGAAUGUGUCUAUGAGUGUGUUACAGAUGUGAUAGUAUGCGGUAUAUCGGCGAUGGUAAUGGGCACUGUGGCUUUCAUCGAGGAGCGGCAAAAGUUCAACAUGGGGCUCGGCAUUCCAGCUGGGGGUAUCAGUGUUUUAGCUGCCGCGGUGUCCAUCCAUACAUCUCGAGGCUGGGGAGCCGUGGCAAGUACUGCAAUCGGCGCAGCCGCCGCAAGUAUUCUCUGGGCUGCUGCCGUAUGCUUCCUACUUGCCUUAAUUGUGCAGUGCUGCAGAACUAUACUGGAUCCACCUGGAUUUAACUAUAGUGACAUGCACAUAGAAGAAGACACAAAACCAUCGACUCGCGAUUUGAUAGUAAUUGCAUGCGUGCAAAUCGCCCUCGCUGCCGCUACGCUCCUGAGCGCAGCAGUCUGCGCGCGCAUCGACUGCAGUAAAUGACGCGAGCCGCAGCGCUCGCUUACGCGCCGUCGCGUUAGUGAAGCACCCGCGAUCGUCACCGCUGCCGCUGUCGCUUCCGCAGCGCCUGUACCCCCACCCGAAGACGUCACGGUUGAGCGGGAGAAAGGUGGGCGCGUGGCCUGGCUGAUAUAAACUUACCAACUUAGAAUAAACGUCGAAGAGGUCGACAAACAGGAAAAAUUUGGAAAGUGACAUUGCAUGAAGGUUUCUUUGGUCUGUAAGGUUUAUGUAAUAAUAUAAAUCAAGGAAACAUAGUGUUAGGUAGUUAAAAUUUAGCACGUAAAUAUGAUUGUAGGAGGUGGUUGUAGUAAUAUUAGGCACACACAUCUGUAUAAUUUAAUUAAUGCAGUAUCCAUGUAGUUUUAGUAAUAUAC